Molecule: messenger RNA, 831 nt
Organism: Rosa rugosa (rugosa rose)
Lineage: Eukaryota; Viridiplantae; Streptophyta; Magnoliopsida; Rosales; Rosaceae
Exons: 1
Coding region: 1-831 (276 amino acids)
Source: RefSeq, a predicted model, not a curated record
AUGCAGGCACCUAUACAACAGAUGAUGGCGCCAACCUUGCACAUGCCUAGACUAACGGUUGGUGCCACCGCUUUGAUAUUGGGAAAAAUGCGGGAACUAGAGGAAAGAUUGCUAAGGGCUGAGGCCGGCACUCUACCGCCAACACAAAAUCUACUCUUUGCAGCACGACCAGGUCCAUUCACCACCAGAAUUUUACAAACCGUCAGACCCACAUAUGCCAAGACACCUAAGAUAGCUCAAUUUGGCGGAUCAACAGACCCAUUUGUGCACAUGGACACUUUCAAGAAGGUAACCAAUAAUAAGGGAUUUGAUGAUGCAACACUUUGUCACCUAUUCAGCGAAACGUUGGAUGGCGAGGAAAUGAGUUGGCUUUUCGAAUGCCCACCAGGUUCUAUGGACUCGUUCUCAGCUCUGUCAAAUGCAUUUCUGUCAAGGUUCAUCCUCAUGACGGACGGUUACCACAACUCCAGUCAGUUAUUCAGCAUCAACCAAGGUGUGGAUGAAACGUUAAAGUCAUUUGUCACAAGGUGGAGAACCGCCACAUCAAGAUGUCGGGAUCUUGAUAAAACAAUGGCGCUGGCGGCUUUCAAGCAGGGACUCCACAAGGCAAGCUUUCUAUAUCACCUCAACUGCAAUUUUCCAAACACCACAUAUGACUACGUCAUGAAAGAGGCAGUCCUACAUGCCCAAGCAGAAUACAAUACUUAUGGCGCCACACCACCACCACCAAACACUCCACUCAAAAACCCCCAACCCGCCACAUUCCAGCCAGGAAACACUACCACCACUCCAAACAUGACCACACCACCCAAUGACAAGAAAAGGGAAUGA